Messenger RNA from Petromyzon marinus (sea lamprey), 5967 nucleotides. Its product is annotated as protein PALS2-like. The record is from RefSeq and is a predicted model, not a curated record. Lineage: Eukaryota; Metazoa; Chordata; Hyperoartia; Petromyzontiformes; Petromyzontidae. Gene Ontology annotation, molecular function: protein binding.
ACGUCCCCCCCCCCCACUCGUCCCCAUCCCGGCCGAGUGAGCGGGCGAGUGGCGCGGGCACUUGGGCCGCGCCGGAGGAGUGGGAAGUCUUCGGGCUCCGCGUCCGCCUGUGUCCCCCCUCCGCUGCCCCCUAGGCGCCCCACCUCGACAAGUAACGACAACAAAGCUCGUUGUGAGCGCAAGACGGGCAAAGGCGCAGAAGGCUGCGAGAGCGAGCGAGCGGGCGGGCGUGCGGGCACCUCCACAUCCUCCUCGCUCCCCUCCCCCCCAACAACCUUGCCGUGGACUGCUGCCAAACCAAUCCAUUUGUUGCACUGCGGUUAUUUUGGCUGGGAAAGAAGGUUUUCUGUUGUGCUCCAAUAAGUUCAAGGAAGAUCAACAUCGUAACCACUCGUCUGCUGUGGCAGUAUGUCUACAACAUCUGCAGACAACUCCAAUGCAGCAGCCAUGGAGCAGGUGCUGAAGACGUUGCCGGACAUGCCCCGCACUGCCAGCGCGAAGGAGACUGACCUCAUUUUCCUGAAAGGCCUCAUGGAGAGCCCCGUGGUGCAGUGUCUGGCCAAGGCUCAGGGCAAGCUUGAGGAACCCAAGCUAGAAGCGGUGAGCGAGAACAACCUAGAGCUGGUCAAGGAGAUCCUGGAGGACAUCUCCCCGAUGACGGAACGAGACAACAGCGCUGCUGAGCUCGCCACCAUCCUCCAGGAGCCUCACUUUCAGUCGCUUCUGGGAGCCCAUGACUCGGUGGCCUCCAAAAGCUACGAGUGCCUCCCGUGCAGCCCGCACCUCAAUGCGGACAGCGGCGAUGAGCUCGGCGCACUCGAGUCGGGAGUGACAGACGCCAUCCGCAUGGUCGGGAUUCGCAAGAUGGAGGGAGAGCCCCUGGGCGUAACGUUCCGCGUGGAGAGCAACGAGUUGGUGAUCGCGCGCAUCCUGCGGGGCGGCAUGAUCGACCAGCAGGGCCUCCUGCACGUGGGCGACGUCAUCCGCGAGGUCAACGGCUGCGACGUCAGCAAUGACCCCGUAGGGCUGCAGCGCUACCUGCGCGAGGCCACGGGCAGCGUCGUGCUCAAGAUCCUGCCCAGCUAUACGCUGCCGCAGAACCCCGCACCGCAGCUCUUUGUGAAGUGCCAGUUUGACUACAACCCUGCGGAUGAUCAGCUGAUACCAUGCAAGGAGGCGGGCCUCAAGUUCAGCCAGGGGGACGUGUUGCAGAUCGUGAGCCAGGAUGACCCCGACUGGUGGCAGGCAUGCAAGGCACAAGACGGGGGCAGUGCAGGCCUGGUGCCCAGCCAGACGCUGGAGGAAAAGCGGAAGGCGUACGUGCGGCAGGAGAUGAACUUCACGAGCGCCUCCGGUGAGUGUGCGGCGUCUCGCCUCCCGGAGGGGCCUAACCAAGGAGGAGCCUUGUGUGGAGUCUUGGGUGGAAAGAAGAAAAAGAAGCUGAUGUACAUGUCCACCAAAAACGCAGAGUUUGACCGUCAUGAGAUCCUUAUCUACGAAGAGAUGGCCAAGAUGCCCCCCUUCCAGCGGAAGACAUUGGUGCUGAUUGGAGCACAGGGUGUCGGUCGAAGGAGCCUGAAGAAUCGCCUCUUGGUAUCCGAGCCAUCGCGAUAUGGCAUGACCAUACCCUUUACCUCGCGGAGGCCACGGGACGACGAGAAGGACGGCCAGGGCUACCACUUCGUGGCGAGGGCCGACAUGGAGGUGGACAUUAAAUCUGGCCGCUACCUUGAAAGCGGCGAGUACGAGGGAAACCUGUAUGGCACCAAGAUCGAGUCGAUCCACGGCGUGGUGCGUGCCGGCAAGAUGUGCAUCCUGGACGUGAACCCCCAGGCACUGAAGCUACUGCGGACGGCCGAGUUCAUGCCCUACGUGGUGUUCAUCGCUGCUCCAUCGGUGGAGAUCCUCCGCUCUAUGCACAAGGCAGCACUGGAUGCUGGCCUCACCGCAAAACAUCUCACCGAUGCUGACCUGAAGAAGACGGUGGAUGAGAGCACCCGCAUUCAGCGGGCAUACAUCCACUACUUUGACCUGACGAUAGUCAACGACAACAUGGACGAGGCCUUUGCAAAUCUGCGCGCUUACCUCGAGAGGCUGGUCAAGGAGCCCCAGUGGGUGCCAAUCGGCUGGGUGUACUGACAGGGGCAUUCACGAGAAAGGCCCAUCGGUCAUCACAUCAGCUCACUGGUCUGCCCCUUGUGAACCUUAGCCACGUGCUGUGUGGGGGGGCACGCGAGGUUGCCACUCUGUCGAGGAUACUGGUGGCGGCCUUUGAUUUCAAAGCCAGGUGGGCUCGGUGGAGAAGAUUCCUCUUGAGUUGCCCAUCACACGUUUCAUGGGAGCGUAGGAGCGUAGCGGAUUAUGUGGCAUGCAAAUGCCGUGCUUGGGGAUAACCAAAUGAAAGCUUAGCACCGGUUUUGUAAAGUUGACACCUGUUCACUUCACUUGUGUCCACUGAACCGGGUUUGCUUCAUUUGUUUUUGCUUGUUGAUAGGGACGGUUUACCUUGUGUGACUAGCAGUAAAGGUUCAAAGAGAUUAUUGUGUGUUCCAUUGCACUGGACACAUGCAAUGUGUUGUCUCAUGCCAGCCUGUGCGUAUAAUGGUGCUGUUUAUUUCUGUAAAAUUAGCUCCAGGCAAACCUUUAUCAAACCUUUAAGUCCACCUUUUACAACUAUAUUAUGUUAUUGUUAAUUCAGAAUUCAGAGCAUUCAUCUCACAAAUGACGUCUGUUCAUGUUGUAAUACAGCAGCAGUGGUGGUGGUGUUCCACAUACAGUGAUGUGUUGUUGAUUUAAUCAUAUAAGCUAGUGCUGGGGAAUAAAUGUCAUUGGUCAGCGUUGUCAUGUUUGUCCCCACAUCGUCAUACAGAGAGUAUUUUGUUUUAUUCGUUACAUCUUUUGUGUAAUUUUUUUUUUGUUUUUGCAUUUCUCUUUUCUUGGAAAUGUCUUCAUCUACGCAAGCAUGAAAUCACCUUGAAAAUAUCUGCAAGUCAUAAGUUUAGCAUGAGAAUAUUAACAAAUCUGAUUUUUUUUCUCCUUAAAUUAGGCAAAAUAUUAAACACAUCUGUUCAUAUUUCAGUCGCAUACAUUUUUUGUGACAAAUAUAUUUCUUAUAAACGAGAAGCUGUUGUGCAGGCCUUGUAGCUCUUAGGCCUACAAAACAGGCACAGCGCACUUUCUUUCACGGUCACUUAUGUCAGUCCCCGUUUAAUCGGAAAGGAAGCUGUGAAAGGCCAAUCUGUUAAUUGAGUUGGAUCUUUGAUUAUUGCUUGGCAAUUGUGUCCAAGUGUAUACAAGAUGAACAGUGUGGAUUUCUGUAUAAUCCGUUUUACGGUUGGUUUUAAGAACUACAGGUACUUAACCAAUCUGUACUUUAAAAAAAAUCUAACACUCACCUAAUAUUGCACAACUCUUUUCUAUAAAAAAAAUCUCAACGGUUAUCUCCUUAGAUCACUGUUUUUUUAUGGACUUGUUUGAAUCGUCCCAUUUGCAGUUGGAAAUAAUACAUUGCUACUAUUUAUACUUAAACCUCGCAUUCACAUAGCAAGGUCUUACCAAAUAUUAUUGAGGGUAGUUUUGAUAUCUGCUACUUGCUUGCAGCUUUAUUUGAGCCAGAAAAGUUGUAAAGCGCCUUACCAUUGCUCCUCUUGAGCAGUACACUGCUAUGUUGUUGGACAAAUGAGAUGAUAGGAAAGUAUUUGAAUUCGCCUUCUCUGUAGCUACGUAUAGGGAACUUGAUGGAUUUGUGUGAAAUCAUCAUCCUUAAAUUUUUAUUUAAAGCUUUCGUGACUGCAGGGAUUCAUAUUCUUGGUUCUUUCUGUAAAGUCACGUAGAAGGGAAACAAUAAAAUAAUAAAAAAUAUUGUUUUAUAUUUUUCUUAUUUUAUUGUUUCCCUUCUAUGUGACUUUACCGAAAGAACCAAGAAUAUCAUCAUCCUUGUUGGUGUAACUGUGCCUGAAUGCACGUGCACAAUUUGUUGCACUAAUAACAAUUUUAUGUUCUUGUAAUUUUUUUUAUUGUUGUCUUCAUCAGUCCCAUAUUAUAUACCUUUGACAGGUAGCAUAUCGUGCCGUUAUAUUUUGUGCCAUUUGUGGACACGCAAGAAUGCAUACAUUUCUUAAUAUCAGUUUGUGUGUCAUUUCCAUGCUGCCAUUUUAGUCGAGAGGAAAUGCUCCCAGGAUAGCACUCAACCCCUGAUGCAAGGGAGUGGCCUUCACUUGGUCCUCUUUUUAUUUUCAUUUUUAAACUGGUGGUUCUUUUUAUGUUUUAUAAAAAAUGGGCUCUGAUACCUGCACAUUUUGUCAAUGACACUGACAUGCAAUAUCUACAUUAAUGCUACUGGGCGCUUAAGUCACAUGACCUACUUUGAUAAUACCCUGCAACAUUACAGAAUUGAGAUUAUUUCAGCCACCUCUACAACUGUUGUGAUAACCACUAGGCUCUCCAGCCUUGUAAAUGGACCAUUAAACACUGGGAAAAUAUUAACAUGUUCCGAAUCUUUCAUAGGUUACCUUAAUGUAGCCAUAAAACUGGGACAGCAACCAUCCAUGACAUAUAUCAAUAUUUAUACUUCUGAUUAAAUGUAGCCAAACAUGAACCGACAGGAAUUGACUUUGUUCAUCUGCAAGGGUGUCUGUAUGCAUUAGCAUGGUUGGCUACGUACGGUGCAAAAUAAUUUCAGCAUACAUACAUCUACAAUAUAUCACGUAGGCUUUCGCGACCAAUAUCAUUCAUAAUAGAGGUUCUAAUACAAAAAAAACUAUAUUAUGGACAUCUACAAUACUUUCAAAUAUUACAUUUUCUCUUUGUACAUUUUUCCUUAUUUAGCAUCCCAUUUUAAAGGCUCCAAAGUCUCCAUUGACAUAAUUAGAAUGUUCCCUGAUUAAACAUUUUCCUGCAGCUAUCGUUCAACUUGGCUGGUUCCUUGAAAAUGUUGAGGUAUCGCUAUUUUACUCUCAAGUGAUAUUGAAACAAACAACAAACUCGUGCUGUCUUUUGUACUGCUGCGUUGAACUAAUUCAAAUGGCGUUUACAUAAUUUUUACUUACAUUAAUCAGGACAAUGUUACACAUGAAAGCGGACACAUACAUUUCAUUCUAGGUUCCUGACCCUCUCUGCUCACAAUCCCAGCUCUCUCUCUCUCUUCUCCUACCUCCUUAGUGCCCAAUCGCCAUUCCAUUCGUUCUCGCUCCUGGCCCCCUUAUACUUGAACAGGCUGCAGCCUACACGUCAAACAAUCAGCCUCACUGACUCUUUGUCGUUCUUCCCUUAAAACUCACUAUUUUCCCUCGCUUACCUAUUAUUAACACCAUCAUCAUCAUCCCUCUUGCCAACUUCUCUACCCAUUCAUCACACUCACUCAUCAUUAUUAACCACUCCUUGUCACUCGCAUCAUUGUUUAUUUCACGCAUCACACUCAUCUUGCACUCCCAUCCUUCUCAUUAGUUUGGCUCAUCUCAGGACACUUUGCCGCUGUACAAAUACAUCGUUAUUUGUUGAACUACCUUGGCCAAGACGCUAUAUACAUAUUCUUUGGUUCUUUCGGUAAAGUCACGUAAGUGGAAAAAUUAAUAUAAAAUAAAUUAAAUCGCGACGUUUCGAUUGCAACACAAGCAAUCAUCAUCAGGUGUGACAACCACAGCAAUAAAUACUUUUUACUGCUGUGUUUCUGUAGUUGUCACAUCUGAAGAUGAUUGCUUGUGUUGCAAUUGAAACGUGAUUUAAUUUAUUAGAUUUUUUAAUGUUUUCCACCUACGUGACUUUACCGAAAGAACCAAAGAAUAUGGAUCCUUGCAGUCACGAAAACUUAAAAUCUAGAACGCUAUAUACAUUGAGAUACGUUGAAAAAAGGGGAAAAACCCUAUUAUUACAUUUUGGUACUGGCAAAGGAGGUCUAAUGAUGUAGAUGCUAACCCCGAGCCCUCAUUACUUUGAUAGUGCAUUGUCUUUGAGCUGUACGCCUUCUGG